GUUAGACGCUUUCGCUAUGCAAGCCUCACCAUCGCGUCUCAGAACGGUCUGGAAGGGCAAGGAGAAGGCUGAUGACGCGCCCGUCAAUGACGACUUUGACGACCUUGACCCAGUCAUCACCUAUCGACAUCUGCUGUCUCAGAACCUUGGCAUUCGAGACCCCCUUCGUGUCAUCGCGCUUUGCGACAGCGACGCCUUCUACGCCGCAUGCGAGAUGGUGCGUUUGGGAAUAACCGACAAGCCACUCGUGGUUCUGCAGUGGGAGUCUCUCAUCGCCGUGAACUAUCCUGCUCGGAAAUUCGGCAUCUCACGAAUGGACAAGUUAAAGGACGCUAAGCAACGGUGUCCGGACCUCGUGGUUGUGCAUGUUGCUACCUACAAGGAAGGACAGAAAGAGCCAGGCUAUUGGGACAACGUGGAUUCAAGAACGCAUAAGGUCUCUCUCGACUAUUAUCGACGAGAGAGCAUGAAAAUUCUUGGGAUGUUCAAUGAACAUCUUCCCGAUGCUGAGAUCGAGAAGGCCUCUAUUGACGAAGCUUUCAUCGACUUCACGAAGCCCGUUCGACAGAUUUUAAUUCGGAGAUACCCAUAUCUCUCAGUCAUUCCUGCCGAUUCUCCUGAUGGAAUGGAUACCCCGCUUCCGCCGGCCCCAUCCAUAUCCUGGGACAAGGCUGGUUUCCUCAUACCCAUUGACCCAUCUACGCCCGUGGAUCAAGAACCGGGUUCCCAUGCCCCUUCGAAUGAAGAAGGUAUACAAGACACCUGGCAUGACAUCGCUCUCUCUAUUGCCGCUGAAUUAAUGGGCCAGGUUAGAGAGGACAUAGAAACGAAACUGGGCUACACAUUGUCGGCAGGCAUCGCGAGAAAUAAAUUUCUUGCAAAGCUUACCGCAUCCUAUCGAAAGCCCAACAGUCAGAGCAUCCUGCGUAAUGCCGCCAUUCCGGGUUAUUUGAAGCCCAUGGAUUUUCAAAAGAUACGGUUCUUAGGUGGGAAACUCGGACAUGCUCUAGCGCAAGAAUAUGAUGUCUCGAAGGUGGCGGAUUUACUCCCGGUCACUCUAGACGAAAUGCAGCAGAAAUUUGGCGAGAAUGCCAUUUGGGUCUACGAGGUGCUGCGGUGGGUGCUAAUUUCUUUCUUGUCCGCAGUGAUCAACAUGUUUUAUUCACAUAGUGGAAUUGAUCGUUCUGAAGUCAAGACGAAAUCCAUUGUCAACAAGAGCAUGCUAGCUUCGAAAAAUCUACCGAAACCUAUCACUAAGCCAUCUGAGGGACACCAUUGGAUUCGGGUUUUGGCCGCAGAAUUGACCUUGCGACUUAAUGAUGCAAGAGAGGCCAACCCUAAUCUUUGGCCAAAAACUCUGGUUCUUCAUGCCCGCAAAGGAUAUGAGGCUUCCCGUUCCAAACAGGCCCCGUUUCCUUUUAUCCGACAAGUCACCGUGGACGUCAUCGCAGCUGCCGGAGAUAAACUAUGGGAAGACCUCGUCGGAAACUCUACAUCUAUGAGAAUCACAAGUGUUCAACUCGCAUUCACUGGCAUAGAGACCGCAGAAAUCGGACAGCAAAGCAUUGUCGGAUUCUUCAAAGCUGGUCCGAGCUCAAAACGCGGACGAGAAUACGACUCCCCCGUACCUGUUACAGAGCUUCCCGUCGAUCAGUCGUCGACUGCAGCGGGACAGGCCGUAGCCUUCACAUGCUCGCGCUGUAAUAAGGAUAUUCUGUUCCCCAGUACUGCAUCAGUGUCGGAAGAAGACCAAACCGAUCUACUAGCCACCGUACGGAUGGAGCACAGUGAUUGGCACUUUGCCCAAGACCUUGCAAAAGACCCUGGUAACCAAUUACAUGCGCCUUUGAAGGAGCCGGCCAACAAGAAGACACGACGGAAAGAAUCACCUAAAGGCAUAGAGAAGUUCUUCACCCGAAAAUGAAUCUAUCGUUGGAAGGGGGACUUGCUGAUGGUCGUGAAGACCGAAUAUAUCGAAGAUCCAUGUAACUAUCAGCACAUCAAGAUCAGAAAGGGUAUCAUAGGCUUCGUAUUCAGGUUCCUAUAUUUGAUACAAUUGCUUAUUACUCGAUAGUUAAGGUAGAGAAAUCCAGAAAUAUGCAGAACAGAU
This is a messenger RNA of Guyanagaster necrorhizus, 2110 nucleotides long. Its product is annotated as DNA polymerase eta. The transcript is spliced from 12 exons. Gene Ontology annotation, cellular component: site of double-strand break; replication fork; nucleus. Bases 17 to 1924 code for a protein of 635 amino acids. Lineage: Eukaryota; Fungi; Basidiomycota; Agaricomycetes; Agaricales; Physalacriaceae. Gene Ontology annotation, biological process: response to radiation; error-prone translesion synthesis. Gene Ontology annotation, molecular function: DNA-directed DNA polymerase activity; damaged DNA binding. The record is from RefSeq and is a predicted model, not a curated record.